[Torrubiella] hemipterigena is the source of this 1677-nucleotide messenger RNA. The record is from the annotation of a GenBank genome assembly. Lineage: Eukaryota; Fungi; Ascomycota; Sordariomycetes; Hypocreales; Clavicipitaceae.
AUGAGUGCCGGCAGCACGCCGCACCAGACGACCCCUAAGCAGCAUGCGAGACGAGUGAACAAGGCCGCCGCGGGACGGGAUGGACGCCGACAGAAUCGAUCUACGCCUGCAGCGAGCAUAUCAGAUGCUCUGUCGGAUAGAGCAACGCUGAUGCUGAUACGCAGGACGCUGUGCCCGCAGACUCUGGCCGACAAGAACCGUGACGACACGCAGCCAAUUGAGGAGCUGCUACCGCCACUGACGAGCCGCAAUGAUCUCGACUUGCAGAUAUACGCCUUUCUAGCUAUCGUUCUGCGAGAGUUUGUCCAGAAUUGGUACAACAAGAUCACACCGGACGAGACGUUUGUCGACGAGAUUGUGCAGGUGAUUGCACACUGCACGCGUGCACUGGAGGGCCGUUUCCGCAACGUGGACCUGGAGAGUUUGAUAUUCGACGAGAUCCCAGAUCUGUUAGACAGACAUGUUACAGCAUAUCGAGCUAGCCAUACGCCAGUAUCACAAUCACCAGUCGAAAUCAACCCAAGGGAGGCAUACCAUGCUCUCUGCCCACUUCCGCAACUGUCUCCUGUCCCUUCAUCGGAGAAUAAGGCGUCGGUAGAGGAGCAAGCCGCCAACGAGACGGUGUAUCGACAGCUUCUUGUUGAAGGGAUGCUUUCCAUUCUUCUCCCCACUGAAGAUCUGGAAAAUCCAUGCUUGACUGCUUUGGUAGGCCAGAUACUAUCCGAGCUCAUCAUUGGAAACCUCUUCAUCAACAAAGCAUCUCAACCGUGGCUGCUAUUUGAGAGCGUAUGCACAGUAUCGAGGGUGCUGCGUGAAAAGAAUGCGGUGACUUCACACGAACCAAAAGAGUCGAAAGAGUCAAAGUGGUCGUUGAAUUCCAUAAUGGUAUUGAUGAUAUAUCUGGGAGCCACAUUGGUUGCUUGGUUUCGACUCUUUGUCGACAUGUUAACCGUCUCAGCUACUCUGCAGUCAAGAUUUGUCACUGUGGAAUUCUCAAAGCCUCCUAACAACAAGGCACGACGCACUGUCGACAGGCCCGAGCACCGCCCAGUAAAGGCUCCGGUUCUCGAAUUCAAGCUAUGGAAGUGUGCUGGCAACAUCAUUCAGCUUAGCACCCGAAUGCCAUGGCUCAGCGGCAUUCUCUCACUAAUCCAGCACCAGGCUGUUCACGGACCAGGCCGCUUCGCGAGCCUUGACAGCCGUCUCGACAGGUUUCUCUCUCGCGGUGCCUCGUCAUUGCUCUCGCCAUCUAAGCUGGCCCCAGUCCUCCGUACACUUAGAGGGGUUGUGUUUCCUAACAACGCGCCUGGAUCGUCCUCCCUUGUUGCGCCAGAGUCCGAAGAGGAACUACGGGCUUUACGUCACCGCGCUGCUACCAGUCUUAUAGAGCUUCUCCCGGCGCGGCUGGCCCAGCUGUACUUUGGUCACCAGCGGGACGGCUCGUCCGAGCGGGAUGCUGGAGACGAUGCUAAAACAGGCCGGCAAGCCCCAACGCGGCAGAGAGAUGUGCCGCUGGGGGCCAUGGCGGAUGACAUGGAGGGUCUGCUGAUGGUGUUUGGAGACGAAUACUGCAACAAGCAUCUUAUGUACUCUGUACUGGAGCUUAUCCUUGUCCGGCUCAUGCCUGAACUGGUCGACAGAGGCGUCAUGGAGCUUCUGGACGAACGUCUUGGUUGA